Drosophila bipectinata is the source of this 3877-nucleotide messenger RNA. It is a transcript of the gene Cht7, whose product is annotated as chitinase 7. Gene Ontology annotation, molecular function: chitin binding; chitinase activity. Gene Ontology annotation, cellular component: extracellular region. The record is from RefSeq and is a predicted model, not a curated record. Gene Ontology annotation, biological process: chitin catabolic process; carbohydrate metabolic process. NCBI's taxonomy places the organism in Eukaryota, Metazoa, Arthropoda, Insecta, Diptera, Drosophilidae.
CAGUCCAACGUGCGAGUUCGCAGCUCCAAGCUCCAAGCGGUCCGAUUCGCCUUUCUUGAGGGGCCAGGAUUUUUGAAAGUGACUAGUGACUACUACUACAACUACUACCACAUAGAGUGGCGGAAAAUGUGCGGUUAGCCGUUAGAGGGUGUCAUAGCCAGUGUGUCCGACAGUGUAACCGACAGCUAACACGAAAAUAAAAUCAAACCAAAUAGAAUCGCAGUCCAAUCGAAUCCAGAUCAAUCCAAUCUCUAACUCAAGGAGAAUCGAUUUGGUAGCCUGUGGAUACGAGAUACGCGGCGCGGAGUUUCAGUCAAAAUGUUUCCGCCGCGGUUACUUCGAAUCGCAUUUGUGAUAUGCCUGCUGAUUGUCUUGCUCUCACCUUCCACCGACAGCGCACAGACCAAGACCCGCCGGCGUUUGCGUCGCCCCCCCACCUCCUCGAUCGAGACCAAAAAGUCCACGGAAGCCCCAGUGGCGGAGAAGCGUAUUGAUCAGAUCACCGCCUCCACCACCACCAGUGCCCGGCGCACCCGACUCCGCUCCAAGGCGAAACUGGGCGCAGCUGCUGCCGGAGCAGCCGCCGGAGCUACUGCCCUGGUGGCCAGCGGAUCCUCGCUGAAGGGCAAGAAGACCAAGGUAGACGAUGGAACGCCCAAGAUCGUGUGCUACUACACCAACUGGUCGCAGUACCGUGUCAAGGUCGGAAAGUUCGUGCCAGAGGACAUUCCCGCCGAUCUCUGCACCCACAUCAUUUUCGCCUUUGGCUGGCUGAAGAAGGGCAAGCUGAGCUCCUACGAGUCCAAUGAUGAGACCAAGGACAACGUCCCCGGACUGUAUGAACGAAUGAUGAAUCUGCGCAAGGCCAAUCCCAAGCUGAAGAUCCUUCUGGCUAUUGGUGGAUGGUCUUUCGGCACCCAGAAGUUCAAGGACAUGUCCGCGACUCGCUACACCCGCCAGACGUUCGUUUACUCCGCCAUUCCCUUCCUCCGCAAACGCGGCUUCGACGGCCUGGACAUGGAUUGGGAAUACCCCAAGGGUUCCGAUGACAAGAAGAACUUUGUACUGCUGCUGAAGGAGCUGCGCGAAGCCUUCGAAGCUGAGGCCCAGGAGCUGAAGAAGCCUCGCCUCCUGCUCUCCGCCGCCGUGCCCGUGGGUCCCGACAAUGUCCGCGGUGGAUACGAUGUCCCUGCCAUUGCCAGCUACCUGGAUUUCAUCAACCUGAUGGCCUACGAUUUCCACGGAAAAUGGGAGCGCGAAACUGGCCACAACGCCCCGCUCUAUGCCCCCUCCUCUGACUCCGAGUGGCGAAAGCAGCUGUCUGUGGACCACGCCGCUAGUUUGUGGGUGAAGCUGGGCGCUCCCAAGGAGAAGCUGGUCAUCGGCAUGCCCACCUACGGACGCUCCUUCACUCUGGCCAAUGCGGACAAGCACGGCCCUAACGCCCCCGCCUCAGGCGGCGGACGCGAAGGUGUCUACACCAAGGAGAGCGGUUUCCUGGCUUACUACGAGAUCUGUGAGAUGCUCCUGAACGGCGCUGUCUACGUUUGGGAUGAGGAGAUGAAGGUGCCGUACCUGGUGGACGGAGAUCAGUGGGUCGGCUUCGAUGACGAGCGCGCCAUCCGUAACAAGAUGCAAUGGAUCAAGACGAACGGCUUCGGAGGCGCCAUGGUCUGGACCAUCGACAUGGACGACUUCAAGGGUGAGGUGUGCGGGGGCAAUGUCAAGUACCCCCUGAUUGGAGCCAUGCGAGAGGAGCUGUUGGGCAUUUCCCGAGGCAAGGAGGCCAAGGAUGUUAACUGGACGGCAGUGGCGGCCACUUUCGAGGACAUUGAAGAGGUAUAUUUCCUAUCAGGGUGUAUGAGACUCUAUCUAACAAUUGUGGUUUACUUUCAGAAACCGGAACCCAUCAAGAUCUCGGUGGAUGAGAUCCUCAACAAGGUGCGAAAGCCCCAGGUCCAGAAGAAGCAGCGCAUCAAGGGUGGUUCCAAUGCUAUUGAAACGAAUUCUCGCCCUGCCCAGGUGUUCUGCUACCUGACGAGCUGGUCCGCCAAGCGUCCAGGUGCCGGAAAGUUCCAGCCCGAAAACAUCGAUCCCAAGCUCUGCACCCACAUCGUCUAUGCCUUCGCCACGCUCCAGGACUACAAGCUGACGGAGGCCACCGACGAUGACCCGGAGAACUACGAGAGCGUGAUUGCCCUGCGAGAUGCCAAUCCUGACCUGCAGAUCCUUUUGGCCAUCGGAGGAUGGGCCUUCGGCUCUACGCCCUUCAAGGAGCUCACCUCGAACGUCUUCCGCAUGAAUCAGUUCGUCUACGAGGCCAUCGACUUCCUGAGGGAUUACAAGUUCAAUGGAUUGGAUGUCGACUGGGAGUAUCCUCGUGGUGCCGAGGAUCGAGUGGCCUAUGUCAGUCUGCUGAAGGAGCUUCGUGUGGCCUUCGAGGGAGAGGCCAAGUCCUCUGGACUGCCGCGACUCCUUCUUACCGCCGCCGUGCCCGCCUCCUUCGAGGCCAUCGCUGCCGGUUACGACGUGCCCGAGAUCUCCAAGUACCUGGACUUCAUAAACGUGAUGACCUACGACUUCCACGGCCAGUGGGAGCGCACGGUGGGCCACAACUCGCCUCUGUUCGCCUUGGAAUCGGCCACCGGUUACCAGAAGAAGCUGACUGUCGACUACAGUGCCCGGGAGUGGGUGAAGCAGGGUGCUCCCAAGGAGAAGCUCCUCAUCGGCAUGCCCACCUACGGACGCAGCUUUGAGCUGGUGAACGACACCCAGUUCGAUAUUGGAUCCCCCUCAUCCGGCGGCGGCAAGGCUGGCAAGUUUACCAACGAAGCCGGUUUCCUCAGCUACUACGAGGUGUGCUCCUUCCUGGCGGCCGACAACACCACCCUCGUGUGGGACUCGGAGCAGCAGGUGCCCUUCGCCUACCGCGGCAACCAGUGGGUGGGCUUCGAUGACGAGAGAUCGCUGAAGACCAAGACCGAGUGGCUGAAGGAGCAAGGCUUUGGCGGCAUCAUGGUGUGGUCCAUCGACAUGGACGACUUCUCCGGCCGUUGCGGCAACGGCAAGUACCCCCUGCUGACAGCCCUUAGCGAUGAACUGAAGGACUACAAGGUGGCGCUGGAAUACGAUGGACCCUAUGAGUCCCAUGGCCCCCGAGGAGCCUACACCACAAAAGAUCCUCAUGAGGUGACCUGUGCCGAGGAGGAUGGCCACAUCAGCUACCACAAGGAUUGGGCCGACUGCACCCACUACUACAUGUGCGAGGGCGAACGGAAGCACCAUAUGCCCUGCCCGGCCAAUCUGGUGUUCAAUCCCCAGGAGAAUGUCUGCGAUUGGCCCGAAAACGUUGAAGGAUGCCACGAGCCGACGGAGGCGCCAGCCUAAGAUCCCCUCCAGAAAACUUUGGAGCGGGACGAUGGACCCUUUCCCAACUUUUUGUUAAUAUUAUAUAAACAAAAUCGAUGCCCUAGGAUAAGCCGUAAAGUGAAACUGCCACGAAACUCUUUUGCUGCCGCCCCCCAAAACUCCACUAACUAUGAAAAAAUACUCGAAAACUUGCUAAAUUUCGGCUGAAUUUUUUUAAAACUAAAUAUUAGGUCUAACUAGUGUUGUAAGUAGUUUUUAUGUCUUAGUUACAAAUUCGCACAGAGAAGGAACUCAAAAACCACAAACUACAUACUCUACUACCCAGCCGUGUACUAACUUUCGUAUUUGACUUUAAAUUCGAGGUAAAAAAAAGGUUUAUAUGGAAGAAGCGUCCGACCCUUCUAUAUAGAAAACUGUGAUAAUCAUAAGAAAGACCAACAACCAGAUCGGCCAGAAGUCACUAUUCAAAAUUAUCUCCAAAAUAAAAAAAGACAGUAGUUUCCGCUAA